AUGGAUACAAUUGGACAAUUGUUGUUUGCUCUGUUCCUGGCUGGGGUAAUGUUGUAUUUCCUGAAACAGCUUUGGUCCCGCAGAAAUUACCCUCCUGGGCCCUUUCCACUUCCUUUCAUUGGAGUCGCAUGGCAGACUGGAAUCCGAAUAACUCCGACACUUUUAAUUAAGCUGGCUAAGCGAUAUGGAAACAUUUACACAAUAUGGUCAGGACAUAUGCCUAUAGUAAUAUUCUCUGGAUUUCAAGCAGUAAAAGAAGCCAUAAUCCAAACAGAAGACUUUGCUGAGCGGCAAAUGACUCCUUUUGUUAUAGAUGCCGUUAAAAAUAAGGGUAUUAUAUUUUCAAAUGGUCCAAGUUGGAAGCACCAGAGGCGGUUUGGUCUAGUUACUAUGCGGAAACUUGGACUGGGGAAGAAAGGCAUGGAGGGUCAAAUAGAAGAAGAGGCCCAUCGGCUGGUUGAGGUCUUUGCCCGUGCAAAAGAACAGCCGCUAGAUCCUUCAUUGCCCAUCACCAAUGCAGUCUCCAAUUUGAUAUGCACUGUGGUUUUUGGAUACAGAUUUUCUGUUGAAGAUGAAAAAUUCCAGAAAAUGUUACAAGACUUUAAUUAUUUUGCAAAAUUUGGAGGCAGUUUUUUUUAUCUGCUGUAUGAGUUGUUUCCACGGUUGAUGAGAUGUCUUCCAGGGCCUCAUCAGAGGGCAUUGUGUUGCUUAGGCUGUAUUAUUUCAUUUGCAAAGGAAGAGAUAGAGAAGCACAAGGAACUUCAGUCACUACAUGAGCCCCAAGAUUUCAUUGAUUACUAUCUUCUUCAGAUGGAGAAAAGCAAAGGUGAUCCUGAGCCUGCUUAUGACGAAGACAACCUAGCUCAGUGCAUUGUUGAUUUUUUUAUCGCAGGGACAGAGACCACUGCCACUACCCUGCAAUGGGCAUUGCUCCUCAUGGUGGCUUAUCCCGAGGUCCAAGAGAAAGUCCGCAAGGAGAUAGAAGAUGCUUUGGAUCCCAUUCAUUCAAUCUGCUAUCAAGAUCGGAAGAAACUCCCGUAUACUUAUGCUGUAAUUCAUGAAGUUCUUCGUUUGAAAUAUGUCCUAAUUGUUGGAAUCCCUAGGCAAAGUGCCAAAGACGUGAACAUCUAUGGGUUUCACAUCCCAAAGGGGACUUUGGUUGUUACAGAUCUGAACUCAGUUCUUCAUGAUCCCAAGAGAUGGGAGACCCCUGAAAAGUUCAACCCACACCAUUUUUUGGACAAGGAUGGACAUUUUAUAUCUAGGGAAGACUUUUUGCCAUUUGGAGCAGGGUCUCGAGUAUGCCUGGGUGAGCAGAUGGCAAAGAUGGAGCUCUUUCUUUUCUUGACCAUCCUGCUGAGGACCUUUAGGUUUCAGCUGCCAGAAGGAGCCAAAGAACUCAGUCAAGAACCUGUUGUGGGAAUGUCAUUGCACCCUCAUCCUUACAAACUCUGUGCUGUUCCUCACUGUAGGACACCAUAA
This is a messenger RNA of Python bivittatus (Burmese python), 1482 nucleotides long. Its product is annotated as cytochrome P450 2J5-like. Gene Ontology annotation, cellular component: cytoplasm; intracellular membrane-bounded organelle. Lineage: Eukaryota; Metazoa; Chordata; Lepidosauria; Squamata; Pythonidae. Gene Ontology annotation, biological process: xenobiotic metabolic process. Gene Ontology annotation, molecular function: iron ion binding; oxidoreductase activity, acting on paired donors, with incorporation or reduction of molecular oxygen, reduced flavin or flavoprotein as one donor, and incorporation of one atom of oxygen; heme binding. The record is from RefSeq and is a predicted model, not a curated record.